This is a messenger RNA of Lodderomyces oxycetoniae, 3822 nucleotides long. RefSeq names its product translation initiation factor eIF4G. Gene Ontology annotation, cellular component: eukaryotic translation initiation factor 4F complex. The record is from RefSeq and is a predicted model, not a curated record. The coding region runs from base 1 to 3822 and encodes 1273 amino acids. The transcript has a single exon. Lineage: Eukaryota; Fungi; Ascomycota; Pichiomycetes; Serinales; Debaryomycetaceae. Gene Ontology annotation, molecular function: translation initiation factor activity; protein binding; mRNA binding.
AUGGCUGAGGUGUCUGAUAAUAGUAGUGCUCCUAAGAAGCACAAUGCCAAAGCAGAAGCUGCAGCUACUGCCACUACUACUAAAGGUGUUGCUGGCGAUAAGGUGGGAUCAGAAGUGGGAGAUGAGUCGUCGAUGGGAUUUGAUUCACAGAAUAAACAAAAUGUAGAUCAUCAAAACCAAUUAUCACAGGCUUAUAUCCAACAACAAGGCCCUCAUCAGCAACAACAACACCCCCAGGAACUCGAUGCUGCUAAUGCCAAUCUUUAUAACCAGUCCUAUGCUCAAAACUACGGAGUUAAUUUUAAUGGACAUGUCAAUUAUUACAAUAAUAAAAAUCAAUAUAAUAACGGUGGAGGAGGAAACAAACAUUAUACGGGAAAUAACAGACAAGGAGCUAAUAGCAACGUUAAUGCCUCAAGGUUCAACAGCAACAGUACCACGCCGAUCCAGUCCCACAGAAAACUGUACAACAACAACAACAACAACAACAACAACAACAAUAACAACAACAGCAGUAGCAAUAACAAUAACAGUCAGAAAUUGAACCAUCAUCAUCAACAACAACAACAACACCACCACCACCACCAACAACAACAGCAAGCUCAACAGCAAGCUCAACAGCAAGCUCAGCAACAAGCUCAACAACACCAACAGCAGCAGCAUCAGCCACAAGUUCAAGUUCAAGUUCAGCAACAGCAACAGCAACAACACCUUGCUCAAGCACAAGCAGCUCAGUAUGUCAAUUUCGGCUACAAUACGCCGCAACUUUAUCAAUAUGGUUACUACCAACCAAUGUAUGUACAGCCUUUGCAAUACGCUACACCUCAAGCAGCACAGGCUUACCCUCCUCCACAACAUUCACCUGUGUCAAGUGGAAGUACUCCUCAGCAUCGGCAUCAGCAGAUUGCAACACCGCCUAUUAAUAAAGUCAAGUUGACGACAAAAGAUGGUAAAGUAGUUGAUUUGGAGGAGAAAAAGAGGAAAACUGCUGCUUCAACACCAACUGCAUCUCCUCUUCCCAAAAACGCUUCUCCUGCUACUGUAUCUACUGCGGAUGGUGCUGCAUCCAAUACGUUAAAAGAGGAAGCUACUCAGGCGGCAAACUCAACUUCAAGCAAAGAAGAAGUAUCUGGAGAAACUACAACAAAAACGGCUGGACUUUCAGCAGCAGAGGAGUUUAAGAGGAAGAUUAGGGAAAGAGCCGCUGCUGCCGCUGCCGCAAAGAAAAAGAAAGAAGAAGAAGACAAUCAACAAAAGGCGCCAGUAGAUGAAAGAAAGCAAGACAACAAGGCAGAUAAUAUAGUAGAGGGCCAAGCAGAAGAAAAGGCAGAGGACGCUAAGCAAGACUUCAAAUCAGAGGACACUAAAAAGACUAUCAAACCCGUGGAUUCAGAAGAGAAAGAACUGGCGAUUGAGAAAACCAAGGAGGAGAGUGGAAAAGCUACUACAUCGGAACCACAAACAGAGGCUGCUCCUAUCGUUAAAGAGGAACCACAAGAUGAAGGCAAAGUCGAAGCAAAAAAACCAGACAAUGUGGAGAAAGUAGAGUCUACUAUACCAAGUGUACCCUCGCCUUCAACUACAGAAUCCCAUGCUGUACCUGAAACAAAAACUAAGGUUAGCGAACAAACUAUGCCAGCUGAGCCAGCUGAGCCAACCGAACCAGUUGAAUCUGUUGAAUCUGUUGAACCAGUUGAAUCUGCUGAAUCCGCUGAACCCGCUGAACUCACUGAACUCACUGAACCCGUUGAACCUGCUAAACCUUUUGAGUCUGCAGAACCUGCGGAACCUGUUGAGUCGGCUGAACCUGAAGAAGAGCUGAAAUUAAACGACGAACCUUCUCAGCCAGAACUGAGUGAAGUAUUAGAGGAGGAAGAUGCUUCAAAAGAAUACAGUGAUAGUGAAGAGCUGAAGGAAACCACCCCUGUUGAGGAAGUAAUUCCCUCGCUAAACCUUUCUCAAUUUUUGGAAAAAACAAGUGAAGCCAAACCUAUUGAGGAUUUAUUAGCAGUAACGUACCCUAAAGACAUUCAUGGUGUUGACAGUUCAAAACAACUUCUGGGUAUUAAAUACAGAUACGAUCCUCAAUUUUUGAUUCAAUUUCGUGAUUUGAUUCAAUUCGAAGUUGACCCUGAAUUCAAGUCACGCUUGGACUUUAUAGACACUACUGGUGGCCAUCAAGGAGCUAAACGGUCUGGUUCUGCUCGUGAAGGUGCUUUACGUCCUGGAGCAGGAAUGAGACAAGGAAGCGGUUUACCAUCAAGGUAUAAUGGACCACAAAACAAAACAGGCAUGGGCGGCGGAUCUGGUGCUUAUGAUAGCAGACAAAAUUCAAGAAGCGGUUCUAAGAGAAGAGGCGUGUCAAGUAGGGAGAAAUCUACUAGAAAGGGACUUCCAUCGAAACGAUCAGGCACUGCUAGAGGUUCUGAGAUGCGCGAAAAAUCAGAAGAAGAAAUGGCAAGGGAAGCCAAACAGGCUGAGGAAGUAAAACCAUUGGAGGUAACUUCAAAUAGAUGGGUUCCAAAAUCGAGACAACAAAAGACUGAAGUACGUUAUGCAGAAGAUGGAAGUAUAAUUUUGGAAAAAGAAGAUGUUGAGAGAAAGAUCAAAUCCUUAUUGAACAAAUUAACUCUUGAAAUGUUUACCACAAUUACAGACGAGAUGUUAGAAAUUACAAAACAAUCGAGAUGGGAGAAGGAUGCUCAGACCAUCAAACAAACCAUAUCUUUUACAUUUCAAAAAGCAUGUGAUGAACCAUACUGGUCGGAGAUGUAUGCUAAAUUCUGUGCCAAGAUGACACAAAACAUUCUUCCAGAAAUUACCGAUGAAACAACUACAUUGAAAGAUGGUACACAUCCAUCAGGAGGUGCUUUGGCAAGAAGAGUGUUGUUGACUACUUGUCAAGAGGAGUAUGAAAAAGGCUGGGUGGACAAGUUGCCAACAAAUCCCGAUGGCUCACCAUUAGAACCUGAAAUGAUGAGCGAUGAAUAUUAUGCCAUGGCAGCUGCAAAGAGAAGAGGAUUAGGACUUGUUAAAUUUAUUGGUCACUUGUACAAUUUAAAUAUGUUGAAUGAUCAAGUCAUUUACGUAUGUCUUAAAGAUCAGUGCAGCAAUACUACUGAUCCAUCAGAGGAUAGUUUGGAGAAUUUGGCUCAAUUAAUCAAAACAGUUGGUCCUAAAUUGGAUUCAAAUGAAAGAACCAAGACCAUGCUUAAGCUUGUUUUUGAAAACAUUGAGACUAUAUUGACAAGGGUUAAAUUGAGCUCAAGAAUAAAGUUCAUGUUGAUGGAUUUGCAAGAUUUGAGAAAGGCAAGGUGGCAAGAUGGUAAAUCCGCGCCUCAACCUACAACAAUCGAGGCUAUUCACAGAGAUGCAGAGAUUUUGAGAUUUAAGCAAGAAAAAGAUAAGAAGAAAAGGUACCAAAACAAUAUACCCGGUUCAUCGUCAUCGUCACAUUAUGGAGGUUCAGCAUCACAAUCGAGGUCGAGCUCAGGGCACGCAUUGUAUUCUUCGGCAGGUCAAGGAUUUCAUAAAAAAUCUCCAAAUUGGUUUCCACGAUCUAAUUCUAAUUUGAGUGAUUUAGCAAGUGAACGUGCUGGUAGUGGUAGUGGUAGUGGCAGUGGUAUUGGUGCUGGUGGCCAAACCAGCAGCGGUUCAACCUCAACCAGUGCAACUGACCUUCAACGAGAUUCUUCGAGAAGAUCCGAGACACAGCAAGUGAAUAGAUUUGCAGCUCUAGAUAAUGAUGAAGAUGAUGAUGAAGACGAGGAGGAAGAGGAAGAGGAAGAUGAGGCGGAUGGAGCGGAACGAGAGGCAAAAUGA